Molecule: messenger RNA, 2859 nt
Organism: Panthera uncia (snow leopard)
Lineage: Eukaryota; Metazoa; Chordata; Mammalia; Carnivora; Felidae
Gene: STAP1
Product: signal transducing adaptor family member 1
Exons: 10
Coding region: 1438-2292 (284 amino acids)
Biological process (GO): cell surface receptor protein tyrosine kinase signaling pathway; positive regulation of B cell receptor signaling pathway
Molecular function (GO): signaling adaptor activity; protein kinase binding
Source: RefSeq, a predicted model, not a curated record
GAUUGAAUCAUUUCUAAUAAGUGGAUAGUAAAGUACUUUAGAGAGGCUUAACUGUCAUAAAAAUGUGUAUUCAUUUGAAUUGCAUUAUAACAUGGAUGACUCAAAAGAGCACUGAGAUUUUGAUUUUAUAUGAGUUAAUCUUAUACUUCAUUCAAAACUGUUUAAUUUGUAGCCAUGUAUCUAAUGUAUAACAAACUCCUGUUCAUAGAGCUGAUGAUGGCUAUGUCCAGCAGUUUGACAGUAACGUGAUUGUUCUACACAGCAACAAAAGAACCCUGCGUCAACCAAUGGUCACACAUAUCAGAAAAAAAGAAGCUUCUGUCACAGCAGAGGCUAAGAGCUCCCAAAUUAGAACUGUAUUUUCCAGCUGGAAGUUAGUCAUUUAAUCAAUGGUUACUGCAAUCUACUACCUAUCAACUUCAACACAAUCCCUGUAUUUGAAAAACUUAGUUUCCUGUUGAUACAGAAUGUAUACUAAUAACUAAUAUACAGUAGGCCAAAUACUGUAAUAAAAUAUCUGUAAGAUGCUGUGAAAUGCAGGGUGAAAGCAAUAAAAUUUCUCCUUGGAGAUGGGGAAGGCUUCAGGAAAUCAGGAAAUCUUCACAGACAAGGAUAUAUUCAACUGAGGUCUUGAAGGGUAGGCAGGAAGUUGUCAUUUUAAGAAGAACAAAGGGCACCCAAACAAGAUAUACAGUAGUUCGAAAGGUAUGAGGAGAUGCGAAAGACCAUGAGGUAUCGAGCCUAUUGGGAUUAACCAAAGUUAUUAGAGGAGAGAGAUUUUUUUUAAGGAGUUUCAAUUUAAGGGCCCUGUUAUGAAGGAUCUUGUAUUCUAUGUGUGAGCACAUUAUUGGUGCUCAAUAUUUAGUGUUGACUGAAAAAAAAUGAAAGAGUGCUCAAAAGCAAUGAGAAUCUAUCAAAAUGUUUUAAGCUGGGGAGUGACUUGAUUAGAUGUCAUUUUAAAUGAAUUAGAGAAGAAAAAGUGUGAAAAGUAGGAGACUUCUGAGGAACCUAGUGUAGCUCUUGAGACGAGGGAGGAAGUUGUGAUCCUAGAUAAGUUAAACGGUUUGCUCAAGGGCUCAGCUGGUGAGUAGCAAAACUGGCUACUCAUUAUUCACCACCUAAAAUUUGAGAUAUCUAUAAGAGGAUUUCCAUUGUCAUGAUGCAGUUGGAAACUGUGAGCAGGUCUAACUGGCUAAUAACGUUUCAGGAUGUUUGCAUCUCGUAGUUGUUGUUUUUUUUUGUUUUUUUUUUUUUAGGGAGACAUCAUUUGAACAUUGGUAUAUUAACAAUUAAUGUGACUUGCAAAUCAGCAAACCAAAGCAACGUCCAGAGGCUGAUAAGCUGGUUUUUCUUUAAUUUUGCGUAUUUUUUUCAUAAGGAGAUCUCAUUUUGUUUGAGACUGGAUAUAGUUGAAAUCAAACCACACACCAAGAGGGUAUGAUGGAUAAGAAGCCCCCAAAACCAGCUCCUCGCAGGAUCUUCCAAGAAAGGUUAAAGAUUACUGCUCUACCUUUGUACUUUGAAGGUUUUUUGUUAGUCAAGAGGUCAGAAUACCAGGAGUAUAAACAUUACUGGACAGAGUUGAGAGGAACUACACUUUUUUUUUAUUCUGACAAAAAAAGUCCAACAUAUGUUGACAAGUUAGACAUAAUAGACCUCACAUGCCUUACUGACCAGAAUUCAACCGAAAAGAAUUGCGCAAAAUUCACCCUUGUUUUACCAAAAGAGGAAGUGCAACUGAAGACAGAAAACACAGAAAGUGGGGAAGAGUGGAGAGGCUUCAUUCUUACAGUAACAGAGCUGUCAGUUCCCCUACACGUGUCACUCCUUCCUGGGCAAGUAAUUCGACUGCAAGAAGUCCUAGAGAGAGAGAAAAGGAGGAGGAUUGAGACAGAGCGGAUACCGAGUUCAGCUAUAGAAAAGGAGCAGGAACCUACUGAAGAUUAUGUGGAUGUACUGAACCCUAUGCCAGUAUGUUUUUAUGCGGUGUCCCGGAAAGAAGCAAUCGAGAUGCUUGAGAAGAACCCUUCUUUGGGAAAUAUGAUCCUGAGGCCUGGUAGUGACAGCAAAAACUAUUCCAUCACUAUCCGGCAGGGGAUAGACAUGCCAAGAAUCAAGCACUACAAAGUGAUGAGUGUAGGAAAAAACUACACCAUUGAACUGGAAAAACCUGUAACACUCCCAAACCUGUUCAGCGUCAUUGAUUAUUUCAUGAAGGAGACUCGAGGAAAUUUACGACCAUUUAUAUAUUCAACUGAUGAACGCCUUGAGACCAAAGGAUUUCCUGUAUGAUCUCUAAAACUGAAAAAAAAUGUUUAGGGUGGCGGGGAUUGUGACAUAAUUGCUUCAUGUCAGUUAUCUAAUACUGUGUAACAAACUACCCUAAAAUAUGGUAGUUAAGUCAGUAACCAUUUUAUUCACAAUUCUGUGCUUUGGCAAUUUGGAUUGGAUUCAGCUGGGCAGUUCUUCGCUAGUCUCACUUGCUGUCACUUACACAAUGGUAAUUAGCUGGUGGCCUGCCUGGGGCUGUAUGUUUCAAGUUGGCAUCAUUCACACAUCUGAUGCUGGUGGUCAGCUGUAUCUGGCUGAACCACUCUUUUCACAUAUUCUCUAAUAAUUGAGUUAGCUCAAGCACUCCCACACAGAUCUCGGACCUGUUAAGAAAAGGAUAGCUCAAAUCCUUGGGCUAGAAAUUCUUGGUGUUAAGAAUCAAGUAUGGCCCUGUUGGAGGUUUUAGUAUGGCAGAAACUGUGAAUUAAGUAAAUAAAUCCGAGAGUGAAGUGUCUUAUGUACAGGGGCUGUACAUCUUUCUUUUUUAAAAAUUUAAUUUACAUGCAAUAAAAUUCACUUUUUGGUGUA